This is a messenger RNA of Phodopus roborovskii (desert hamster), 5297 nucleotides long. It is a transcript of the gene Thsd7a, whose product is annotated as thrombospondin type 1 domain containing 7A. The record is from RefSeq and is a predicted model, not a curated record. Bases 248 to 5191 code for a protein of 1647 amino acids. The transcript has 28 exons. Gene Ontology annotation, cellular component: plasma membrane. Lineage: Eukaryota; Metazoa; Chordata; Mammalia; Rodentia; Cricetidae. Gene Ontology annotation, biological process: actin cytoskeleton organization.
UGCCAGUCUGCGCGCCAUGGCAGCGGAGGCAGCAUCCCCGCCAGCAUCCCCGCCAGCGGCGGCGGCAGUGGCGUCCACGGCCGCCGCGGAUGCUAUUGUUCCCUAGUGUUAGUUUCUCUUUGGCUGCUUUUCAUCUGGAGCGAACAAUAGCAGCUGAGAGAGCUUUGCAUUCUCUUCUCGUGGUGAAGGAAGGACGGUCCCCCGCGAGAGUACUGAGGCUCCGGAGGCUGGAGCGGCUGCGGACAGCAUGGGGCUGCUGCGAGCCGGGCGCCUGGCGUCCCCGAGCCGGGGCGUCCUGCAGCUGCUGUGGCUGCCGCUGCUCUUGCUGCUCCUGCUGAGCUCUGGCGCCUGCCGGGCUGCUGCUCAGGGAGACACCGAGGUGCCCACCCUCUAUCUGUGGAAGACCGGUCCCUGGGGACGGUGCAUGGGAGAUGACUGUGGACCAGGCGGCAUCCAGACCCGGGCUGUGUGGUGUGCUCAUGUGGAAGGUUGGACAACAUUGCAUACGAACUGCAAGCAGGCUGGAAGACCCAGCAACCAGCAAAACUGCUUCAAAGUGUGUGACUGGCACAAAGAGUUGUACGACUGGAGACUGGGACCCUGGAAUCAGUGUCAGCCUGUGAAUUCCAAAAGCCUGGAGAAAGCUCGAGAAUGUGUGAAGGGAGAGGAAGGCAUCCAGGUGAGAGAGAUAACCUGCAUCCAGAAGGAUAAGGACAUUCCCGCAGAGGAUAUCAUCUGCGAGUACUUUGAGCCCAAGCCCCUCCUGGAACAAGCAUGCCUCAUCCCGUGCCAGCAAGACUGUAUCGUGUCUGAGUUCUCGGCCUGGUCAGAGUGCUCCAAGACAUGUGGCAGCGGCCUUCAGCACCGCACUAGACAUGUGGUUGCACCGCCACAAUUUGGAGGCUCUGGCUGUCCCAACCUCACCGAGUUCCAAGUGUGCCAGUCCAAUCCCUGCGAGGCAGAGGCGAGCAUGUACAGCUUGCAGGUGGGGCCCUGGAGUGCAUGCUCAGUGCCACACUCAAGGCAAGCCAGACAAGUCAGGCGUCGUGGCAAGAACAAAGAGCGGGAGAGGGACAGAGGCAAGGCAGUGAAGGACCCAGAGGCCCGUGAGCUCAUCAAGAAGAAGAGAAACAGAAACAGACAAAACAGACAGGAGAACAGAUAUUGGGACAUCCAGAUUGGGUAUCAGACCAGGGAUGUGACGUGCACGAACAAGACUGGGAAAGCGGCGGAUCUCAGCUUUUGCCAACAAGAGAAACUGCCCAUGACCUUCCAGUCCUGUGUGAUCAACAAAGAGUGCCAAGUGUCCGAGUGGUCGGAAUGGAGCCCAUGUUCGAAAACAUGCCAUGAUGCCACAUCCCCCACCGGCACUCGUGUAAGGACAAGGACCAUCAGGCAGUUCCCAAUUGGAAGUGAAAAUGAAUGUCCAGAACUUGAGGAGAAAGAACCCUGUUCAUCUCAGGGAGACAGAGCUGUCCUCUGUGCUACAUAUGGCUGGAGAACUACAGAGUGGACAGAGUGCCACGUGGACCCUUUGCUCAGUCAGCAGGACAAGAGGCGUGCCAAUCAGACAGCCCUCUGUGGAGGUGGUGUCCAGACUCGGGAGGUAUACUGCACACAAACCAAUGACAACCAGCUCUCCCACUUAAGUACACAAAAGGACAAAGAAGCUUCAAAACCAGUGGACUCAAAAUUAUGCAGUGGUCCUGUUCCUAACACUACACAGUUGUGCCACAUUCCUUGUCCAGUUGAAUGUGAGGUUUCGCCUUGGUCUGCCUGGGGACCUUGUACUUAUGAAAAUUGUAAUGACCAACAAGGAAGAAAAGGAUUCAAACUAAGGAAGCGGCACAUUACUAAUGAGCCUACUGGAGGGUCUGGGGCAACUGGAAACUGUCCUCACUUGCUGGAAGCUAUUCCCUGUGAAGAGCCAUCCUGCUAUGACUGGAAAGCAGUGAGACUCGGAGACUGUGAACCAGAUAAUGGAAAAGACUGUGGGCCUGGCACUCAAGUUCAAGAGGUUGUGUGCAUCAACAGUGAUGGAGAGGAAGUGAACAGACAGCUAUGCAGAGAUGCGAUCUUUCCCAUUCCUGUGGCCUGUGAUGCUCCCUGCCCUAAGGACUGCGUGUUAAGUGCAUGGUCCUCAUGGUCCUCCUGUUCACACACCUGCUCUGGGAAAACCACAGAAGGGAAACAGAUCCGAGCUCGUUCCAUUCUGGCCUAUGCAGGUGAAGAAGGUGGAAUCCGCUGCCCCAACAGCAGUGCUCUGCAGGAGGUGCGCAGCUGCAAUGAACAUCCUUGCACUGUGUACCACUGGCAAACUGGUCCCUGGGGUCAGUGUAUAGAGGACACAUCAGUAUCAUCCUUCAAUACGACUACAACAUGGAAUGGGGAAUCUUCAUGUUCUGUGGGCAUGCAGACACGGAAAGUCAUCUGUGUGCGAGUCAACGUGGGCCAAGUGGGACCCAAGAAGUGUCCUGAAAGCCUUCGGCCUGAAACAGUGAGACCUUGCUUGCUUCCUUGUAGGAAGGAUUGUAUUGUGACUUCAUACAGUGACUGGACACCAUGUCCCUCUUCCUGCAAAGAAGGGGACUCUGGACCCAGGAAGCAGUCUCGACAUCGCGUCAUCAUUCAGCUACCAGCCAAUGGAGGCCGGGACUGCUCAGACCAAUUAUAUGAAGAGAAGGCCUGCGAGGUCCCUCCCAUGUGCCACAGCUACAGGUGGAAGACACACAAAUGGCGCAGGUGCCAGUUAGUUCCUUGGAGCAUUCAACAGGAUGUCCCUGGAGCUCAGGAAGGCUGCGGGCCUGGACGGCAGGCAAGAGCCAUUACUUGUCGAAAGCAAGAUGGAGGGCAGGCUAGCAUCCAGGAGUGCUUCCAGUAUGCAGGCCCUGUGCCAGCCCUGACCCAAGCUUGCCAGAUCCCCUGCCAAGAUGACUGUCAAUUUACCAGCUGGUCCAAGUUUUCUUCAUGCAAUGGAGACUGUGGUGCAGUUAGAACCAGAAAGCGUGCAAUUGUUGGAAAAAGUAAAAAGAAGGAAAAAUGUAAAAACUCCCAUUUAUACCCUCUGAUUGAGACUCAGUAUUGUCCUUGUGACAAAUACAACGCACAGCCUGUGGGAAACUGGUCAGACUGUAUUUUACCAGAAGGGAAGGCUGAAAUGCUGUUGGGAAUGAAGGUACAAGGAGACAGCAAGGAAUGUGGACAAGGAUACCGUUACCAAGCAAUGGCGUGCUACGACCAAAAUGGCAGACUCGUUGAAACAUCGCGAUGCAACAGCCAUGGUUACAUAGAAGAAGCCUGCAUCAUCCCCUGCCCCUCAGACUGCAAGCUCAGUGAGUGGUCCAACUGGUCUCGCUGCAGCAAGUCCUGUGGCAGCGGCGUGAAGGUCCGGUCCAAGUGGCUGAGAGAAAAGCCAUAUAAUGGAGGCAGACCUUGCCCCAAACUGGACCAUGUCAACCAGGCACAGGUGUAUGAAGUCGUACCAUGCCACAGUGACUGCAACCAGUACAUAUGGGUCACAGAGCCAUGGAGUGUCUGCAAGGUGACCUUUGUGAACAUGCGAGAUAACUGUGGAGAAGGUGUGCAGACCCGUAAAGUGAGAUGCAUGCAGAAUACAGCAGAUGGCCCUUCUGAACAUGUGGAGGAUUACCUAUGCGACCCAGAAGAUAUGCCCCUGGGCUCUAGAGAGUGUAAACUACCGUGCCCUGAGGAUUGUGUGAUAUCUGAGUGGGGACCAUGGACCCAAUGUGCUUUGCCUUGCAACCCAAGUGGUUCCCGGCAAAGGUCAGCUGAACCCAUCAGACAGCCUGCUGAUGAAGGAAGAGCCUGCCCCAAUGCUGUGGAGGAAGAACCCUGUAAUCUGAACAAAAACUGCUACCACUAUGACUACAAUGUCACAGACUGGAGCACGUGUCAGCUGAGUGAGAAGGCAGUUUGUGGAAAUGGCAUUAAAACAAGGAUGUUGGACUGUGUUCGAAGUGAUGGCAAGUCCGUUGACCUGAAAUAUUGUGAAGAGCUUGGCCUGGAGAAGAACUGGCAGAUGAACAUGUCCUGCAUGGUGGAAUGCCCCUUGAACUGUCAGCUUUCAGAGUGGUCUUCUUGGUCGGAAUGCUCUCAAACAUGCGGACUCACAGGAAAAAUGAUUCGGAGACGAACAGUGACCCAGCCCUUUCAAGGCGAUGGGAGACCCUGCCCUUCCCUGAUGGAGCAGUCCAAGCCUUGCCCAGUGAAGCCAUGCUAUCGUUGGCAGUAUGGCCAGUGGUCUCCAUGCCAAGUUCAGGAAGCCCAGUGCGGAGAAGGAACCAGGACACGGAACAUUUCUUGUGUAGUGAGUGAUGGCUCACCUGAUGAUUUCAGCAAAGUGGUGGAUGAAGAGUUCUGCACUGACAUUGAGCUUAUCGUAGAUGGUAAUAAACAGAUAGUUCUGGAGGAAACCUGCACCCAACCCUGCCCAGGUGACUGCUAUUUGAAUGAGUGGUCCUCAUGGAGUCUUUGUCAGCUGACCUGUGUGAAUGGUGAGGAUCUUGGCUUUGGUGGAAUCCAAGUUCGAUCGAGAGCAGUGAUUAUACAGGAACUGGAGAAUCAACAUCUGUGCCCAGAGCAGAUGUUAGAAACAAUGUCAUGUGAUGAUGGACAGUGCUACGAGUAUAAGUGGAUGGCAAGUGCUUGGAAGGGCUCCUCUCGAACAGUCUGGUGUCAAAGGUCAGAUGGUGUGAAUGUAACAGGGGGCUGCUUGGUAGUGAGCCAGCCUGAUGCUGACAGGUCUUGUAACCCACCGUGUAAUCAACCCCACUCAUACUGUAGUGAGAUGAAGGCAUGUCGCUGUGAAGAAGGGUACACUGAAGUCAUGUCUUCCAACAGCACCCUUGAGCAAUGUACACUUAUCCCAGUGGUGGUGAUUCCCACUGUGGAGGACAAAAGAGGAGAUGUGAAAACCAGUCGGGCAGUUCACCCAACCCAACCCUCCACUAACCCAGCAGGACGGGGCAGGACCUGGUUUCUACAGCCAUUUGGGCCAGAUGGAAGACUAAAGACCUGGGUUUAUGGUGUCGCUGCAGGGGCAUUUGUACUGUUAGUCUUCAUUGUUUCCAUGAUUUAUCUAGCUUGCAAGAAGCCAAAGAAACCUCAAAGACGGCAAAACAACCGUCUCAAACCUUUAACCUUAGCAUAUGAUGGAGACGCUGAUAUGUAACAUUGACUAUUCCUGGAAACAACCAGACAUGGCCUUUUGCCGUUGUUGUAGACACCCAGGGGCCACAGUGCCAGUAUUCAAAUGUGUGAAAUAUAAUUAACUUAAA